Guyanagaster necrorhizus is the source of this 546-nucleotide messenger RNA. RefSeq lists its product as uncharacterized. Bases 1 to 546 code for a protein of 181 amino acids. The record is from RefSeq and is a predicted model, not a curated record. NCBI's taxonomy places the organism in Eukaryota, Fungi, Basidiomycota, Agaricomycetes, Agaricales, Physalacriaceae. The transcript is spliced from 6 exons.
AUGUCGAUUUCGACGUGUCACGGGUCUUUCUUCGCGCGGCACCUAGAUUCAAACUUCGACUUUUUCAAGUCGAUCAAGCCUACAUACAGUAGCGGAUGGUCACUUAACCGGGGGUAUACCCAACGACGAGUCUCGACUGUUGUUCUUUAUGCGCUUACCCCGGAAAUUAGGUCACGGGAUGCUGAUGGCCAUACAGCGCUGCGUAUGGCUUUGGCAGUCUUCCGUCAACCGCGUGCUCUCAAAGCCGAGACUAAAUCCGACCCGGGUGGGCGCGUCUUUUUCAGGUCUUUUCGAGCGGCACUUAUAGGUGUGGUUCGCAUAAAAUCUCUCGGGUGCCUUCAAACAGCGAAAGUCGGCGAAAUGCGCUACCACAAGCGGAACAUUACUGUUCGCACUGUGAUUGGCUACCCGCAUAUAUCAUUGGCUGACAGCGGAUCCGCUCAAUUUCCCGACUCGUCAUUGGCUAUACGAAGGGCAGUAUAUGGUGUCAUACCUGUCCCUCGUUCGAGAAACAUAUGGAGGUCGAGGCCUAUACAAACGUUAUAA